This is a messenger RNA of Dichomitus squalens LYAD-421 SS1, 756 nucleotides long. RefSeq lists its product as uncharacterized. The coding region runs from base 1 to 756 and encodes 251 amino acids. The transcript is spliced from 16 exons. The record is from RefSeq and is a predicted model, not a curated record. Lineage: Eukaryota; Fungi; Basidiomycota; Agaricomycetes; Polyporales; Polyporaceae.
AUGGCUUCACCUUCAAGUGGAGUGCCCCGAGGUGCAAUAGCAGCCUUUUUCUCUCAGAUUCCCCCACUCAGCGUAACGUAUGGCGCCAUUCUCAUUGGUAGUAUGUUUGGCUUCAUCCUCUAUGGCUUGAUUUUGCACCAAUCAUAUCGGUACUUUCGCAUAUACACCACAGAUCCUUUGUAUAUUCGUUUAAUGGUCAUACUAGUUCUACUGCUGGAGACAACACAUGUCGCAGUCACAGCACAUAUAUGCUUCUCACACUUGGUAUCCGCGUAUUUCAACCCUUUGAGUUUGCUUGUCGGAGGAUGGUCGCUCGAUAUUCUACCUUUUCUAUCGAGUAUCACCAUCAUCGUGUCGCAAAUCUUCUCUAUUCGACGAGUUUCGUUAAUCGGACCGAUGCAGUCCUUCCUUGCCUGGGUGGUGUCCUUGCUCCUCCUCGGAGAACUCGUGCUCACCAGUGUGGUCAGCGUGAUCGAUUGGAUUGCGUUCAUCUGCGCUGUGGCCCGGCCUACCUAUCUCUUACUGGCGGCCCUCACCAUCGUAGCUUCCAGACUAUAUGGCACAACACUGCUUUCUGUCCUGAACUCUCGUCAAUUGCGAGGCAUGGAGCUCUUUGCAGGAGCGUCUAUGGCCAUCUCAAUCGCUCGGGCAAAACGGGAAGCGAGCAAGGACUUGUGGAAUACGCCCAAGCUACCGGACGCAACACCUGCCAAGAUCGACAUUGAGGUGACGACCGAGAUGGAAGGAGAGAAAUGA